AUAUAUAGACCAACAUUUUUUUCAACAUUGCAUCAACUAAGUUUCAAACUCAAAGUUUCAAAGUAAAAAAAAUUCAAAUAUCAAAAUGGGUGUUUCCCUUUUUUCAUCAAUUAUCCAAGUGUUAUUUUUGUCAUUGAUUAAUUUUGGCAUAUUUGAGGUUGCAUUGGCUAGCACUACAAGACACUACCAUUUUGAUAUAAGAUAUGAAAAUGUGACAAGAUUGUGUCACACAAAGAGCAUUGUGACAGUGAAUGGCCAGUUUCCGGGGCCUCGCAUUGUCGCUAGAGAAGGCGAUCGUCUUAUCAUCAAAGUUGUUAACCAUGUGCAGAACAACAUCUCUAUUCAUUGGCAUGGAAUUAGACAACUUCAAUCAGGAUGGGCAGAUGGACCAGCAUAUAUCACUCAAUGCCCUAUUCAAACAGGUCAAAGCUAUGUUUACAAUUACACAAUUAUAGGCCAAAGAGGCACACUCUUUUAUCAUGCUCACAUUUCUUGGUUAAGAUCAACACUCUAUGGUUCUCUCAUCAUUCUUCCCAAGAAAAAUGUUCAAUAUCCAUUUGAAAAACCUCACAAGGAAGUUCCUAUCAUAUUUGGUGAAUGGUUUAAUGCUGAUCCUGAGGCAAUCAUUGCACAAGCCCUACAAACUGGUGGAGGACCAAAUGUUUCUGAUGCUUAUACAAUUAAUGGACUUCCAGGACCAUUAUAUAAUUGUUCUGCUAAAGAUACAUUCAAACUGAAAGUAAAGCCAGGAAAGACAUAUCUUCUACGUUUGAUCAAUGCUGCACUCAAUGAUGAAUUAUUCUUCAGCAUUGCAAAUCACACUCUAACAGUUGUUGAAGCAGAUGCAAUUUAUGUUAAACCUUUCAUCACAAACACAAUCCUCAUUGCACCUGGCCAAACAACAAAUGUUCUUCUCAAAACAAAACCACAUUAUCCAAAUGCAACAUUCUUAAUGUUAGCUAGACCAUAUGCUACUGGUCAAGGAACUUUUGAUAACACAACAGUUGCUGGAAUCAUAGAAUAUGAAAUUCCAUUUCAUAAUCAUAAUUCAGCUUUUUCAAGAAAGCUACCAAUUUUUAAACCAACUCUUCCUCAACUUAAUGAUACUUCUUUUGCUACAAAUUUUAGCAACAAACUUCACAGUUUAGCAAAUGCUCAAUUUCCAGCUAAUGUUCCACAAAAAGUUGAUAAGCACUUUUUCUUCACAGUAAGUUUAGGUACUAAUCCUUGUCAAAAUAAUCAAACUUGUCAAGGACCUAGUAAUGCAACAAUGUUUGCGGCAUCGGUUAACAAUGUUUCUUUCAUAAUGCCAACCACAGCAUUACUUCAAACUCAUUUUUUUGGACAAAACAAUGGUGUUUACACUACUGAUUUUCCAAGUAGUCCUUUGAAUCCAUUCAAUUAUACGGGCACGCCGCCGAAUAAUACUUUGGUUGGGAAUGGUACAAAGGUUGUGGUAAUUCCUUUUAAUACAAGUGUGGAGCUUGUGUUGCAAGAUACUAGUAUUCUUGGUGUUGAAAGUCAUCCUCUUCAUUUGCAUGGUUUUAACUUCUUUGUUGUUGGACAAGGUUUUGGUAACUUUGAUUCAAAUAAGGAUCCACAAAAGUUUAAUCUUGUUGAUCCUGUUGAAAGGAAUACAAUUGGUGUUCCAUCUGGUGGUUGGGUUGCCAUCAGAUUCCUAGCAGAUAAUCCAGGGGUAUGGUUUAUGCAUUGUCACUUGGAAGUCCACACAAGUUGGGGUCUUAAGAUGGCAUGGAUUGUUUUGGAUGGAAAGCUACCAAAUCAGAAAGUGCUUCCACCUCCAGCUGAUCUUCCCAUGUGUUAACUUCAAUUUCAUUUACAUUUUAGCUUUAAUUUGUUUCAACAUUUUCUCCCUUUUUGUAAUCCGUCGUUGAAAUGUUGUUUUUCACUAGUUACUUUAUUUUUAAAUUUGGGAGUUAAGGCUACUUGAGGAAAAGGAUGAACCUCUCUUCUUUUUUUUUUGGAUGGUGAAUUUAUUUAAAAUGAUGUCUUCUUGACAUUGAAAUUGUAAUUCAUUUAUUUGAGUCAAUUUUGUUAUUGAAAUUUUAUCAUUAUUGUUAUA
This is a messenger RNA of Trifolium pratense (red clover), 2083 nucleotides long. RefSeq names its product laccase-17-like. The transcript has 6 exons. Bases 86 to 1825 code for a protein of 579 amino acids. Gene Ontology annotation, biological process: lignin catabolic process. Gene Ontology annotation, cellular component: apoplast. Lineage: Eukaryota; Viridiplantae; Streptophyta; Magnoliopsida; Fabales; Fabaceae. The record is from RefSeq and is a predicted model, not a curated record. Gene Ontology annotation, molecular function: hydroquinone:oxygen oxidoreductase activity; copper ion binding.